Messenger RNA from Salvelinus fontinalis (brook trout), 3954 nucleotides. Its product is annotated as solute carrier family 66 member 2-like. The transcript is spliced from 5 exons. Gene Ontology annotation, biological process: retrograde transport, endosome to Golgi; phospholipid translocation. Bases 404 to 1147 code for a protein of 247 amino acids. NCBI's taxonomy places the organism in Eukaryota, Metazoa, Chordata, Actinopteri, Salmoniformes, Salmonidae. The record is from RefSeq and is a predicted model, not a curated record. Gene Ontology annotation, cellular component: endosome; trans-Golgi network.
GCCAGAGUGAGACUAAUCGAAUCCCUCACUGACGAGCUACUGACGCCCCAACGAGUAAACAGUGAAGCAUGCGCAUGCUAAAUCUCGCGAGUUUACCAAAACGGGAAACGAUCAAACGGAAUUGGAUUAGAAGCGCUAAUAAAAUAAUGCAACAACAUUAGUGAGUAUUUGGAACCUGGAACACGAUGCAUGGCGAACAAGCAUUUAGUAGGAAAUAUAUAUUUGAAAGGAAAUUGCAUCCUCCUCGAUUUUGUUGAUGAAAAGCGCCAUUUAUUUUCUGCCGGUCGAAUUCACUCAACUCUUCACUUUUUCUUAUCCUGGCUUUGAUUAACAAAAGCCUCCCUAUCAAAUAGAAUCUACUGGAGAAAAGCUGUGCUGUGGUGUCCAAUGAGUUGUGAGAGACAUGGACAACAGACUGGGUCUGGGUGAUGAGGAGGAGAGAGAUGUGGGGACCCUGUGGUGCUCUUUGGACUGGCUGACGUCCUGUGUGAUGGUGGUUGGAGGGGCUCUGCCCUACGCCUCACAGUACCAGCAGAUCCUUCGGACCAAGAACACAGACGGCUUCUCUACACGCGUCUGUCUGGUUCUGCUGGUCGCUAACAUCCUCCGCAUUCUCUUCUGGUUUGGGAAGCAGUUUGAGGUGACUCUGCUCCUGCAGAGUGUGGUGAUGAUUCUCACCAUGCUGGUGAUGCUCAACCUCUGCUGCUCUGUACAGAACACCAACCGUAUCAGCACCAAACAGCACCACAUCACAGAUCUGGACCCCCGGUUCUUUUGGAACUGGGAUGGCUUUGAGGACUACCUCAUCUUCAUGUUGGCCUUCACGCUGCCCUGUGCCUUCACCACCCUUAUCCUCCUGGACUCCUCUCUGUUUGUGGAGUCCCUGGGCUUCCUGGCCGUGCUGACGGAGGCCAUGCUGGGGCUCCCACAGCUGCUCCAGAACCAACGCAACCACUCCACCACCGGCAUGAGUGUGAACAUGGUCCUACUGUGGAUGGCCGGGGACAGCUUCAAGUCGGCCUACUUUGCCCUGAAGGAGAGCCCCCUCCAGUUCCUGUUGUGUGGGCUGACUCAGGUACUGGUGGAUCUGGCUAUCCUCUAUCAAGUGUGUCUCUACAGCCAAGACCCCUGGGACAAACUGGCUUAACUAACCCUAACCCUAGCUAACUCUAACCCUAGCUAACCCCAACUAACCCUAACUAACCCUAGCGAACUAUAACUAACCCUAACUAACCCCAACCCUAACAAACUCUAACCCCAUCUAACUAACCCUAGCUAACUAUAACUAACCCUAACAAACUCUAACCCCAGAUAACUCUUACCCUAACUAACUCUAACCCUAACUAACUCUAACCCUAAUUAACUCAAACCCUAAUUAACUCUAACCCAAACUAACUCUAGCCCUAACUAGCUCUAGCCCUAACUAACUCCUACCCUAGCUAACUCCUACCCUAGCUAACUCUAACCCUAACUAACCCUAGCCCUAACUAACUCUAGCCCUAACUAACUCUAGCCCUAACUAACUCUAACCUAAACUAACUCUAACCCUAGCUAACUCUAGCCAUAACUAACUCUAACCCUAACUAACCCUAACUAACUCUAGCCCUAACUAACUCUAGCCCUAACUAACUCUAGCCCUAACUAACCCUAGCUAACCCUAACUAACUCUAACCCUAGCUAACUCUAACCCUAGCUAACUCUAGCCCUAGCUAACUCUAACUCUAGCCCUAACUAACUAACUAACUAACUAACUAACCAACUAACUAACCCUAACUAACUCUAACCCUAACUAACUCUAACUAACUCUAGCCCUAACUAACUCUAGCCCUAACUAACUCUAGCCCUAACUAACUCUAGCCCUAACUAACUAACUCUAGCCCUAACUAACUCUAACCCUAGCUAACUCUAACCCUAGCUAACUCUAACCCUAGCUAACUCUAACCCUAGCUAACUCUAACCCUAGCUAACUCUAAGCCUAGCUAACCCUAACCCUAACUAACUAACUAACUAACUAACCCUAACUAACUCUAACCCUAACUGACUCUAACUCUAGCCCUAACUAACUCUAGCCCUAACUAACUCUAGCCCUAACUAACUCUAGCCCUAACUAACUCUAGCCCUAGCUAACUCUAGCCCUAACUAACUCUAGCCCUAACUAACUAACUAACCCUAACUAACUAACUAACCCUAGCUAACUCUAACCCUAGCUAACUCUAACCCUAGCUAACUCUAACCCUAACUAACUAACUAACUAACUAACUAACUAACUAACUAACCCUAACUAACUAACUAACCCUAACUAACUCUAACCCUAACUAACUCUAACUCUAGCCCUAACUAACUCUAACUCUAGCCCUAACUAACUCUAGCCCUAACUAACUCUAGCCCUAACUAACUCUAGCCCUAACUAACUCUAGCCCUAACUAACUCUAGCCCUAACUAACUAACUAACCCUAGCUAACUCUAACCCUAGCUAACUCUAACCCUAGCUAACUCUAGCCCUAGCUAACUCUAACCCUAACUAACUCUAACCCUAACUAACUCUAGCCCUAGCUAACUCUAGCCCUAACUAACUAACUAACCCUAGCUAACUCUAACCCUAGCUAACUCUAACCCUAGCUAACUCUAGCCCUAGCUAACUCUAGCCCUAGCUAACUCUAGCCCUAACUAACUAACUAACCCUAGCUAACUCUAACCCUAGCUAACUCUAAUCCUAGCUAACUCUAGCCCUAGCUAACUCUAGCCCUAGCUAAAUCUAGCCCUAGCUAACUCUAGCCCUAACUAACCCUAGCUUGGAGAGGAGUAGAAGGUGCUCAACUAAGGUGAGAUGAGGUUCAACCUGGCCACAUCUACAUCAUGUUUAUUGUGGUACACUGGAAACAAGUUUAGAUAGUACCUCCCUGUUUCUGUCAGUUUGAGAGCGUUUUGUUGCAUUUCCUGUCUACUGACAACAGCUACAGGGUCAACAACACAUGUCAACACAGGAAGAGCCACCAGUAGGAGUCAGACAUAACAGUCAUAUACUACAAUACAAAGCGCGGAUAUACUGAGUGGACAAAGCAUUAGGAACACCUGCUCUUUCCAUGACAUAGACUGACCAGGUGAAUACAGGUGGAAGCUAUGAUCCCUUAUUGAUGUCACUUGUUAAAUCCACUUCAAUCAGUGUAGACGAGAGGGAGGAGACAGUUUAAAGGACUUUUAAGACUUGAGACAUGGAUUGUGUACGUGUGCCAUUCAGAGGGUGAAUGGGCAAGACAACAUAUUUCAGUGCCUUUAAAUGGGGUAUGUCAAGAACUGCAACGCUGCUGGGUUUUUCACGCUCAACAGUGUCCCCCGUGUGUAUCAAGACUGGUCCACCACCCAAAGGACAUCCAGCCAACUUUGACACAACUGUGGGAAGCAUUAGAGUCAACAUGGGUCAGCAUCCCUACGGAACACGUUCAACACCUUGUAGAAUCCAUGACCCAAAGAAGGCUGUUCUGAGGGCCAAAGGGAGGUGUUCCUAAUAUUUUGUCCACUCAGUGUAGUUCCCAGGAGUGAACACCAUUUCUAUUCAAGCUCAUGUUGAUUGAUCUUCAUGAGAAGACCAGUAUUUAUGAAGUUUCCAGGUUUCUCAUGAAUGUAUUCAUGUAUUUAUUUGGUCCGUUUUUUCUUUUUUAAUUCGAGCUAUUUUGACUUGAGUUGUAUGAGAAGUGUUCAGUAUUUAUUCAGUUGCCAUGUUGCUCUUGAAUGUUAUAUUUAUAUUUUGUGAAUCUGUUGUUUUAAAAAAAAGUUUUAGUUUGAUGUUGAUACAGUUAUUUAUUUGGACGGCCAGUCCUCGCCUCGCUCUUCUGUAAUGCUUCAUGUCUUCACAGUAAUGCAUACUACUUGCUUCAAGUAUACUUCGAGGAUAAGAACACAAUUUCUGUUUUUAAAAGUGUUUGUUCAUGAAAAUAAAUGUGACAUUAAAUUGUU